Messenger RNA from Saccostrea cuccullata (small rock oyster), 1965 nucleotides. Its product is annotated as interferon-induced protein 44-like. Bases 4 to 1407 code for a protein of 467 amino acids. The record is from RefSeq and is a predicted model, not a curated record. The transcript has 6 exons. Gene Ontology annotation, molecular function: GTP binding. NCBI's taxonomy places the organism in Eukaryota, Metazoa, Mollusca, Bivalvia, Ostreida, Ostreidae.
AUUAUGUUUGGAAUUUGCAAAUGCAAUAUACAAAACCAGAUAGCGGAAUGGAUCGAAAAGGAAUGUCAUUUGGAGCUUCUGUAUAGGAGUAGUCUUCAUGGAUGUACCUCCCAGAAGUUCCAUGAGUUCUGUGACAACAAGGGGCCUACAGUGAUUGUCUACUACAACAUAGAUAACAAUGUGUACGGAGGAUACACGUCACAGAGCUGGGAUAGUAGUAACGAAUGGAUAAGAGACGAAAAGUCAUUUCUGUUUAAGAUUAUCAGUAACGAUAAAUGGAAACCCAUGAAAUUCCCUUUAAUUAAAUCGAAUGCAGCUUUAAAUGUUGCAGUGUACAGCAAUAAUGGACCCUGGUUCGAAAAUUUAAGAUCCUUUUAUGGUUCUCGUGAGAAAACAUCUGGCCAUUAUUCACUGAACACAAGCGGUUUAUUUUCCGGUAGUCAUUAUGAUGUUGGUGGAGAGAAUCCACAAUCAAUAGCGAACGGACAUAAUAAUGUCUUUGAUCUAGAGGUGUACCUCGUGAAAGAUGGUCCGGAUACUUACACAUGUGAUCCUUGGAGAGAUCAACCAGUCUGGGAAUCAGCGACAUUUCUUGAACUUAAAAACUACGUAGUGGACUAUGAUCCUAUGGAGGAAGUUGAAGUUCCGGAAGCAAAUAUCCUGCUUGUUGGACAAGUUGGUUCUGGGAAAUCAAGUUUGUUGAAUACCUUCAACUCCAUAUUUAAAGGAGAAAUGACAUCACGGGCCUGGACAGGAAGUUCUGAACACAGCCUCACUACAAGUUUCAACAAAUUCCGUAUUAGAAAUCCAUCUACAAAGAAAUUUUUAAACUUCAGAUUAUGCGACAUGCGAGGAUUGGAAGAAAACUUGUGUAUUAAAUAUGAAGACAUGGCUUUCGUGUUGGACGGAAACCUACCAAAUAACUACAAGUUUAAUCCUGUGGCCCAGGCCUCCUUAGACAGCCCUGGGUUUCAGAAGCAGCCAACACUGAAGGAUAAAAUACAUGUUGUUGUUUUUGUUGUGGAUGGAAGCACGCUUGAAGUGAUGCCAGAGGGAAUUCUAAAGAAGCUGAAGGAAACAAGAAGCAUGGCCAUCGAUAGAGGAAUUCCACUUCUUGUUUACGUAACGAAGAUUGACAGGAUGUGUCCGUUGGUUGACAGAGAAAUCAGCGACGUAUUUUUCAGCAAACCCGUUGAGGAAAUUGUAAACAAAAUUGCGGAUGUAAUUGCAAUACCAAGAGCACAAGUGAUUCCAGUGAAGAAUUAUGAAAAGGAGGAUCGCUUGAAAACCAAUAUAAAUAUAUUGGCAUUAAAAGCUUUGCGAAAAACAUUGUCCUUUGCCGACGACUUUCUGGAAAACCAAUUUGAACUACAACAAGAAACCAAACAGCUUAAUAUCAAAGAUUAAAUUCCUCUUUAAUUAACAAUCAAUGUAGAUGUAAAUUUACCGUUGAACCUAUCUUCUUGAAUUGACAUAAAUCUAAAUCCGUAGAAUUAUUGGAUGAAACAGGAACUGUAUUUUAUCUUCAUAACAUACGAGUGAUAUUUGAAUAACUUUUGUAAUUCUUAGAACAGCUAGCUUUUUUGAGAAAAAACUAUAUGAUUGAAAUUUGUUCUGCGAGUUUUGUCCCCUCCACAAGUUUGGUCCAUAUGGGUGUUUAUUAUUCAGAAAAACUAUAAUCGAACAUAUAUAAUUCCUAGCUGAAAAACAAAAGCUCUGCACCACUGCACCUCAGACUUUUGAUUCUGGAAUUUACAUAAUAAAAAUUGAUUUCUUGUACGAUUUCUGAUUGCAUGCAACAUAUUGAUAAUCCUAGGUCUGAUGUGUUAUACUUUUACAGUAUGUUCAAUAUAAAAAAUGUCCUUUUUCUGCUUCCUUAUAUGCUCCAUGGUGCUAAUAUCCACAUCAUGAGAGUUAUAAGCAGUGCAACAUUGAAACUAAGAACAAAAAGUUUGUAUUUGUAGU